CUCAGCUCUCUCUCUCUCUCUCUCUCUCUCUGAGAUCCGUGAGGCCACCAUGGGUAGUGCUUCUAUCGAGCCCCAACGCCUGGUCGUGAGCUUUGCUCCCCCAAGAGACUUUGUCACCACUUUGAAAUCAGAUCUGAAAGAAACUUUCUUCCCCGACGAUCCAUUCCAGCAAUUUAGAAAUGAAAAACCAGCUCGCCGUCUUAAAAAAGCCCUACAAUACUUCAUCCCAAUCUUCGAAUGGCUUCCCAAAUACAACUUCCAUUUAUUCCGAUACGAUCUUCUCGCCGGAAUCACCAUUACAAGCCUCGCAAUCCCUCAGGGAAUCAGCUAUGCAAGACUUGCAUCCCUUCCUCCCAUCAUCGGCCUCUAUUCUAGCUUUGUUCCGCCGCUCAUAUACGCUGUUUUCGGGAACUCGAAGCAUCUUGCAGUGGGAACCGUGGCAGCAUGCUCGUUGUUCCUACAGUCAACCAUCUCAGACGUAGUAUCGCCAAACGAUGAUCCAGCAUUGUAUCUCCGCUUGAUAUUCACAUCAACGUUCAUCACUGGUAUCUUUCAGACGGCUCUAGGUUUUCUAAGGUUGGGAAUUCUAGUGGAUUUCUUAUCGCAUUCAACGAUAACUGGUUUUAUGGGUGGGACAGCGAUAAUCAUCUGCCUGCAACAGUUAAAGGGGAUUUUCGGAUUGCGUCAUUUUACGACUAAAACGGAUGUCAUAUCUGUAAUUCAUGCAAUCUUCAAGAACAGAAAAGAGUGGAGGUGGGAGAGCAUAGUUGUUGGGGUAACUUUCCUUUGUUUCCUUCAAGUAACUACAUACGUGAGAAAAAAGAAGCCAAAACUAUUCUGGGUUUCAGCUAUAGCUCCAAUGGUGACAGUGGUAGUAGGCUGUUUGUUUACUUAUUUCACUCACGCAGACGACCAUGGCAUCCAAAUUGUUGGACAUUUGAAGAAAGGAAUAAAUCCAUCUUCAAUUGGUUUAUUAAACUUUGACUCUAAAUAUCUAGCAACAGUAAUAAAAGCUGGGCUAGUAACAGGCCUUAUAGCUCUGGCUGAAGGGAUAGCGAUUGGAAGGAGCUUUGCCAUUAUGCAAAAUGAACAAGUUGAUGGGAACAAGGAGAUGAUAGCGUUUGGCUUCAUGAACAUUGUCGGAUCUUUCACUUCAUGCUACUUGACAACUGGACCAUUUUCCAAAACUGCUGUCAAUUUCAAUUCCGGAUGUAAGACGGCUAUGUCAAACAUAGUAAUGGCAGUGAGCAUGGCGCUGACGCUCCUCUUCUUGGCUUCUCUGUUUAGUCACACUCCUCUGGUUGCUUUAUCUGCCAUUAUCAUGUCCGCCAUGCUUGGCCUCAUCAAAUAUGAAGAGGCUUAUCACCUCUACAAGGUCGACAAGUUCGAUUUUAUCAUUUGCAUGGCUGCCUUCUUCGGUGUUGCUUUCAUAAGCAUGGAAGUGGGCCUCAUGAUUUCGGUUGGAUUUAGUCUAAUUAGAGCACUCAUAUAUGUGGCAAGGCCUGCAUCUUGUAAGCUUGGGAAAGUACCAAACUCAACUAUAUAUCGUGACAUGGAGCAAUAUCCAGAUUCAGCCGAUCUCAAGGGGAUCCUAGUUCUACAACUUGGUUCCCCAAUUUACUUUGCCAAUUCCACCUAUAUCAGAGAAAGGAUUUUGAGGUGGAUUCGAGAGGAGCAGGCUGUUUCAAACUUUGAAGGAAGUAUUCUUGAGCAUGUUUUAUUAGAUUUGACAGGAGUUACAUCGAUCGACAUUACGGGCAUUGAAACGUUAAUUGAAGUACGUAGAACCUUGCUAGCAAAUGACAUAAAGAUGGCAAUCAUAAACCCAAGGAUUAAGGUUAUGGAGAAGAUGAUAGCUUCGAAAUUCAUAGACAUCAUUGGGAGGGAGUAUGUUUUCUUGUCUAUAGAUGAUGCAACCGAAGCUUGUCGGUUUUCGCUUCAACGGCCAAAGCCAAACGGUAACUGCUCACUAGCUGAAGAGUACUGAUCCAGUACUGUACUGUUGUCUAAGAUGAGAUAUAUAGGUUGAGGUUAGAAUGUCAACCAGCCAUGCAUAUAAUAUGGCCGGUUUUUGUAAAAGAAAUAGCGUUUGUACGUCAUGUCCAACAGUUUCUUUCCUACCUCUUGUAAUAAAAA
Molecule: messenger RNA, 2136 nt
Organism: Juglans microcarpa x Juglans regia
Lineage: Eukaryota; Viridiplantae; Streptophyta; Magnoliopsida; Fagales; Juglandaceae
Product: probable sulfate transporter 3.5
Exons: 12
Coding region: 50-1987 (645 amino acids)
Biological process (GO): transmembrane transport
Cellular component (GO): membrane
Source: RefSeq, a predicted model, not a curated record